Molecule: messenger RNA, 10808 nt
Organism: Oryctolagus cuniculus (rabbit)
Lineage: Eukaryota; Metazoa; Chordata; Mammalia; Lagomorpha; Leporidae
Source: RefSeq, a predicted model, not a curated record
UUUUUAAAGAGAGAGAGGAAGAGUCAGAGAUCUUCCAUCUACUGGUUCACUCCCCAGAUGGCAACAGCCAUCAUUGGUCCAAGCCGAACCUGCUAGGAGCCAAGAACUUUUUCUGGUUUUCCCAUAUGAGUGCAGGGACCCAAGCUUUUGGACCUUCCUCUGCUGCUUUUCUCAGGCCAUUAUCAGGGAGCUGGAUUAGAAGUGGAGCAGCUGGGACAUGAACUGGGGCCCAUAUGGGAUGCUGGUGUUGCAGGCUGCAGGUUUGCCUGCUUUGCCAUGAUAGAUUCCUGCCAAUGCAGAUUAUGUCUCACAAAAUUGGAUUUUUGAUACUCAUGUGGAUUGAAUUUCCCACUCCUGGCUUUGGCCAUAGCUCUUGUGGUCUUUUAAGGAGUGAACUAGAAGAUAAAGGCUCUUGCUCACUGUCUGUUUCUCUGCAUCUCAAAUAAAUAAAUAAAAAAUAAACAAAUUCACCCAAAUUGGGACACAGACAAUUUUAAGAGCUAAAAACUAUAACAUUCUUAUAGAACUCAUAGAAGAAAACACAAGGGUAAAUCUUCAUGACUUUUGAUUUGGUAAUGGAUUCUUCGAAAAGACACCAAAAGCAUAAGCAAAAAAAAAGAAAGGCAUAAAUAAAUUGAGUUACAUUAAAAUUAAAAACUUUUGUGCAUCAAGGGAAUCUAUCAAGUAAGUAGAAAGACAACUUACAAAAUGGGGGGGGGUACUGCAAAUCUGGUAAGGAUCUAGUAUCCAUAAUAUAUUUUUAAAAUCCUUUCAACUCAGCAACAAGUAAAUGGGCAAAGACUUGAAUAGGCAUUUCUCCAAAGAAGAUAUGCAAAGGACCAACAAGCACGUUAAAAGAUACUCAGCACCAUUGGCCAUUAAGGAAAUGCAAACCAGAACCACAAUGAGAUAUCAUCUACACACUCCCCAGGAUGGCUGUAAUUUAAAAACAAAACACAAAAGUUACAAGCAUUAGUGAGGAGGUGGAGAAAUUGAAAUGCUUAUACUUUGCUGAUGGGACUAUAAAUGGUAGAGCCGCUGUGGAAAACAGUUUGGCAUUUUCUCAAAAAGUUAAAUAUAGUUACCAUAUGACCCAGCAAUUCUUAUCUUAGGUAUAUACCCAAAAUAGUUGGAAACAUGUAUUCAAACAAAUAGUUGUACAUAGAAUGUUCACAAAAAAGCACUAUUCACAGUAGCCACAAGGUGGAAACAGCACAGAUGUCCUUUACUGGAUGAAUGGAUGAGCAACAUGUGAUAUAUGCUGUACAAUGCAAUAUUUUUAGCUGUAGAAAGGAAUGAAGUACUGAAACAUGCUAUAAUGUAGCUGAACCUUGAAGCAUUAGGCUAAACGAAAAAAGGCACAUAUAGAAAGUCACAUAUUGUGUGAUUGUAUUUGUAUGAAAUUUCCAAAAGAGAAAUUCACAGGGACAUUGUCAAGGGGCGGAGAAGGAGGAAUUUGAGUGACUGUUUAAUGAGUACAGCAUUUCAUUUUGGAGUGAUGGAAAAAUCUUGGACUCAGGUAGAAGCUAUGGUUGCACAACAUUGUAAACAUAGGAAAUUGUAUAUCUUAAAAUGGUUAAUAUUACAUCAUGUGAAUUUUACCUCAAUUUUAAAAAUUACAUCAUACAGUUUCUGUGAUCUCACAAAUAACUGACUCUGCAGUCAUAGUUACCUGUGACUGUUGGAACCCACGUCCUUUAUAGCAUUAGUAUGCUGGGAAGUUCUUUCCAGCUGUGGGCAGGAAAUCUCAAAGACAGAUGGUCCCAAGACUGAACUGCAACCGCAGCAACAAGUGACCCUUUAAAGAUGCACACGGGGCUGCGUAAAGUGGGGAAGGCAACUGGAGAACAUGAAGUAAGGAAAAAGUGUAUUUCCCAGGUUUAAUAAAGUAAACCUGUUUUCUGCAAACAACUGAAAAAGCUGCCCUCUGACUGUUUCUUGGGUCCUCAUGAAGUAGCUGGAACUUGUACUGUGAGGCCCUUGAUGGGACAAGCUCUCACCUGCUGAUCACGCAGUGACUGUCACCAUGGCCAGCAAGAGAAAAUCCACCACCCCUUGCAUGAUCCCAGUGAAGACGGUGGUGCUGCAGGACGCCAGCGUGGAGACCCAGCCUGCUGAGGCCGGGCCUGAUGGACCCCAGCAGGACCUGCCUCCAGAAACGCCUGCUACCAGCAGUGAGGCAGCCCAGAACCCAGGUCCUGACGGCCCUGCACUGGCCAAUGGGCAUCGGAGCACUUUGGAUGGCUAUUUAUACUCCUGUAAAUACUGUGACUUCAGAUCCCAGGAUGUGGCCCAAUUUGUGGGACACAUGAACUCAGAGCACACAGACUUCAACAAAGACCCAACUUUUGUAUGCACUGAGUGCAGUUUUUUGGCAAAAACCCCUGAGGGACUUUCCCUGCACAAUGCCAAGUCUCACUUGGGGGAAGCCAGCUUUGUGUGGAAUGUGGCCAAGCCAGACAAUCAUGUGGUCGUGGAGCAGAGUGUCCCCGAGGGCACAGGCACUUCUGACCCAGCAGGUGAGCCCAAUGCCGAAGGGACUGAUGGACAGGCUGAAAUCAUUAUUACCAAAACUCCAAUCAUGAAGAUAAUGAAAGGUAAAGCUGAAGCCAAAAAAAUUCAUACACUCAAGGAGAACGUCCCUAGCCAACCCGUGGGUGAGGCCUUGCCAAAGCCGUUGGCUGGAGAAACAGAGGUGAAAGAGGGCGACCACUCCUUUGUCAAUGGAGCGACUCCCGUCAGCCAGGCAUCUUCCAGCUCCACUAAGCCCCCGCAUGCCACCAACGGGCCCCUGAUAGGCACAGUGCCAGUGUUGCCAGCUGGCAUAGCACAGUUCCUCUCCCUCCAGCAGCAGCCCCCAGUGCAUGCUCAGCAUCACGCCCACCAGCCCCUGCCCACGUCCAAGGCCCUUCCCAAAGUGAUGAUUCCCUUGAGCAGCAUUCCAACGUACAAUGCGGCCAUGGACUCCAACAGCUUCCUGAAGAACUCCUUCCACAAGUUCCCCUACCCCACCAAAGCUGAGCUCUGCUAUUUGACUGUGGUGACCAAGUAUCCAGAGGAACAGCUCAAGAUCUGGUUCACAGCCCAGAGGCUGAAACAAGGUAUCAGCUGGUCUCCCGAGGAGAUUGAGGAUGCCCGGAAGAAGAUGUUCAAUACAGUGAUCCAGUCUGUACCUCAGCCCACAAUCACAGUCCUAAACACCCCUUUGGUCGCCAGUGCAGGCAACGUCCAGCACCUCAUCCAGGCCGCUCUCCCAGGCCAUGUGGUGGGGCAGCCCGAGGGCACAGCAGGGGGACUUCUGGUCACUCAGCCGCUGAUGGCCAAUGGGCUGCAAGCCCCAAACUCAUCUCUCCCCCUGUCUGUUACAUCUGUCCCUAAGCAGCCAGCUGUGGCACCCAUUAACACUGUGUGCUCAAAUACAGCCUCAGCUGUGAAGGUGGUCAAUGCAGCCCAGACGCUCCUCACGGCGUGCCCCAGCAUAACUUCCCAAGCCUUCCUGGAUGCUAACAUCUACAAAAAUAAGAAAUCUCAUGAACAGCUGUCAGCUCUGAAAGGGAGCUUCUGUCGGAACCAGUUCCCUGGGCAGAGUGAAGUUGAGCAUCUGACCAAGGUGACCGGCCUCAGUACCAGGGAGGUACGGAAAUGGUUCAGUGAUCGGAGAUACCACUGCCGGAACCUGAAGGGCUCCAGAGCCAUGAUGCCCGGAGAGCCAGGUUCCAUCAUCAUUGACUCUGUGCCAGAGGUGCCCUUCUCCCCGUCGGCCAAGGCCUCAGAGGUGACCUGCAUCCCCAUGGCAGCCACACUAGCAAGCCACCCUGCCGCCAAGCGACAGUCCUGGCACCAGACUCCUGACUUCACACCAACCAAGUACAAGGAGCGAGCCCCCGAGCAGCUCAGAGCCCUGGAGAGCAGUUUUGCACAAAACCCCCUUCCUCUUGACGAGGAACUGGACCGCCUGAGAACUGAAACCAAAAUGACUCGAAGAGAAAUUGAUAGCUGGUUUUCAGAAAGACGGAAAAAAGUGAAUGCCGAGGAGACCAAGAAGACCGAUGAGACGGCCUCUCAGGAGGAAGAGGAGGCUGCGGAGGAUGAGGGUGGAGAAGAGGGGGUCCUUGGCGAAGACGGCUCCGCACAGGUGCCCGGCAGCCACGUCUCAGCGGAGCGCAAAGUCAGCCCCAUCAAAAUCAACCUGAAGAACCUGCGGGUCACAGAAGCCAAUGGCAAGAGUGAGCUUCCAGGGCUGGGUGCCUGUGAGCCCGAGGACGAUGGCUCCAGCAAGCUGGCAGAGCAGCCCCCCGGCAGAGUGAGCUACAAGAAGACGGCCCAGCAGCGGCACUUGCUGCGGCAGCUCUUUGUCCAGACACAGUGGCCAAGCAACCAGGACUACGACUCCAUCAUGGCCCAGACAGGUCUGCCACGGCCUGAGGUGGUGCGCUGGUUCGGGGACAGCAGGUACGCUCUGAAGAAUGGCCAGCUCAAGUGGUACGAAGACUACAAGCGGGGCAACUUCCCACCAGGGCUGCUGGUCAUUGCCCCCGGCAACCGUGAGCUGCUACAGGACUACUACGUGACACACAAGAUGCUGUAUGAGGAGGACCUGCAGAGCCUCUGUGACAAGACCCAGAUGAGCUGCCAGCAGGUUAAGCAGUGGUUUGCAGAGAAGAUGGGCGAGGAGACCCGGGCUGUAGUGGAUACAGGCAGUGAGGACCAGGGCCCUGGUGCUGGCGAGCCUGCGGCCAUUCACAAAGGGGUUGGUGACACCUAUUCGGAAGUAUCUGAAAACAGUGAGUCGUGGGAGACAAGUGCCCCUGAGGCCAGCUCAGAGCCCUUUGAGACGUCGAGUCCCCAGGCCGGACCUCAGCUCGAAACAGACUGAAUCUGAUCGGAUCACUGUGAAGGACGGGCCGGUCUGGACGCUGCCUGCCACAGGAAGAGCCAAACCCGACUGCUCCACGUGCUGUUCCUGGCCACCAGGCACCAGGAGAGCCUCUGCAGGCCACGCAGCAGCCACAGCCCGCCGCCACUGCCCUCGCCCUGCCCGCCACCACGCCAGUGGAGGAAGUAGGGUUCUCGUCAGUUCUUCCUCCCACAAUGUAGGACCUUUCCUUUGCCUUCCAGUGGAUAAAAUCAUUCAGAUUUUAUAUUCAUAGAAUCAAGUUUUUAACAUAUACAUCCGCCUAUAUACAUUUAAUAAACAUCAGAUUGCAGACACUUUCAUUACAUAGAAACUUUGGUUAGCACAGCAGUACAUUAUCCUGUGCAUCAUCUCUGAAAAUGCCCUGUGUCUGUUCUCUGGGAAGUGCUGGGGCCACAGGUGCCCCUCACCUUCCCCCAUUGAGCAGGGGCUUUUAGCCCACUCAGGGCCAUGGCCGGAGCCCCCAGCUGCCCCCCUUGCCUUCCUCAAGGAAGCAGUAACUGAAGAGGUCUCUGCUGUGAGUUCUGAGCAGCCCCAGUUCAGCCAGGCUGGCCUGGCCUUGAGGGCCCACAGCGCAGGACCCACUGUUCCCUUCUGUCCCAGAGCCGGCCCGCCCCCAAGAUCAGCACUGCAUGCUUCCAUUCUCUCCAGCUGCCACCACCCUGCUGCCUCGCUUGUUACAGCAGUUUGAAUCGUGGACCAUAGCUUUUCUGUUACCAGCUAAAGUAUCUGUUGAUAAGCCUAAUGCACUGACCUAUGUGCCUGUUUCCUCUCCCCAGCCACGUGUAGGGUGAGAGGAAAGUGGGAGAAGGGGGUGGGGGAGGAUGGAAGCUGACGUGCCAGCCACGCUGUGGCCAUAGCUAUGGUGCUGAGGUCUUCAGGGCCCUUCCUCAGCCCAGGACAGAGCUGCCUGGGGCAGGAGAGCACACUGGUGCAGCAGCAACAGUGUGGGCUAAAGGGAUUUGAGGACUUCCUGGAAUUGUUGGAGCUGGACUGGUUUUCUGCAUGAAGACCUGCAUAGGGGUUCCUGGCGGAACACACAGAGGCCUGCCCCUACCAAGGGCCUGGCAGGCUGCUCAACACAUGCCUCAUGGGUGCUGGGCACCACUGGUCAGAUUGGAAUGUAUCACCCAAAUUGGAAGCUACUCUAUCCACUUCCAUCUAACCCUCCUAUCCUUUUGCAGAUUGAGAGAAUCAGGAGAAAAGGGACCUUUGAAACACUGAGAACUUGUUCACGGAGCUCUACGCAAACCCCCUACUUCCUCAAGCUAGCUGCUGUGAGAGCAGCAGGUAGCAGGGCCACCAAGGAUUUGUCACGUGUGGUCCCACUCACCUCUCAGAAGCCACUGCUUCCUGGGCCCAGCUGGGAGGAGAAUCAGGAGACUCCAGAGGAGGGGGUGGGCACCUUGGGCCAGACCUGGCCGUGUUUUAGGCACUGUCUUCUUCCCCAUCCCACCCAGGGUGCCUGCAUGGGGGUGGCGUCUUCCGCCUCCCUGGAGAGGGCACUCUGUGGAAACCAAAAGCCCUAGAACCCUCACUCUUGUCAAGUACUCGCCUGCCUUCCCUGGUCCAACAAGGGGCACUCGUUUCAAACAGGGAAGUUGUGGGUACUUGGCAGGUGCUGCAGCUUAGUGUCGCACCCUUUCCAUUUGGGGACUGAGGUCUUUGCUUCCGAAAGCCUUUGAGGAACUGCCAAGAAUGGUGAGUGAUGGAUUGCCUUCCUUAGAGAACAGACACCUGGGACAUUCCCCUUUGUGUUUAUGUACAUGCAGGUUAAUUUAUAUAUACACACAUACAGCGCACGUACUCAUCAGCUGCUUUACUCCUAAAACGUCCACUUGAGGAACUUUGUGGCACCUGGGUAUUGGGGAAGUGUAUUGGAGGGAAUGUGGGUGCACGGGGCAGCUGGGGUGGCCCUGCAUGAAGCCAUCUCCAAGUGUCCGAGAAACCACCCGGUGUGCCUCACCUCCAGAACCCUGCAUGUGGUGGCCAAAGGGCUGUGUCUGUCGGAAAGGAUUUUUCUGGGUUAUUUUGUUACCACUGAUGUUUGAUUUAUAACCCAAACAGAAAAAAAAAAAAUGUUAUGUGGUGGAUAAGGUCAUUGAGGACACAGAGAGCAGCCAGCCUUGGGCACCAGCUCGCUUUUAGGUGGAAAAGUGCUAGUGCUGCCUGCCCCGGCGUGUUUUUCUUGCAGAUGUUGGCUCUGUCCACUAGCCAGGGCCACGCUGCAAAUGGCAGGACUGCCCAGGUAAGGAAUCCCUAGACUGGGUAGACCCUCCCUCCUCCUUCCUGUGAUCUUGGAUGGGGCUAAAUAAGGGUGGCUUGGACCUUAAUGCUUGAAACAGUAUAAUCAAAGGUGACAGAGGCAGUCACCAAGCAGGUGCUUAAACGGAUGUGGUGGUAGAUACCAGGGCUUGGGUGGAAAGAUCUGUAUGCAGCCAGCUGAGCACAGAUACCCUCCCCGCCCCGCCUCAGCCAGAGAUGUGGUCCCAUCACAGGACAGACCGCUGUGACAGCCUGCAGUCGUAGGUGUGGUCUGUGGGUGCGCAGCUGAGAGGUGCAGUGAGGUCACUGUCAUGAAGAAGCCCUUUUUGUGGUGACUCAUAAUGUCUCUUCUCUGCACUUGGACUUGGAGGUAGUAAGAUCAUCUUGUAGUUUCUUGUCUCUUGCGACUUCUAGUUGCCUAAGUUCUUUUUUUACAUGGGUUGUAGAUCCAGUUUUAAUAGGUAAAACCAGAUCAGCAUUCUGAUAAAGGAACUUUGAACUUAUGAUACAUAUACUUUUCAUAUUUUAAUUAUUUGUUUUAAUUUUUGACAAUAGCAGAGACCUUUUAUUUUGGGAUUGGGGAGUAUCAUUCUGGGGAGUCCUGGGCUCCUGAAAACCGUGCCAUGGCCAGCUGCUUGCCAGCACUUUGGGUGUGACGUAUGAUGGUGUGACGUAGAGCUCCUUUUUAUCGGCCAAGCAACAGGCGGCUGUUCUGGUGGACCAAAGCGCCGUGACCCAAAGACCCAAGUACAGUGCCUCUCUGGAGGCAGAAGGAGGGAGCGGGGCAGGGUGUUACGUGGUACCUUGUGGGCUCCCACAUGUUCUAAUGGCUUCGUCCCCAGCUGGCUUUGGGAGGCUGUCCCUCUAGGAAGUUGCAGUGUGUUCUCCAGGCUGAGCUGUGGCUCCUCUGAGUUUUACCCUGCUCAGUAGCCCAGUGACAGGUCCUGUGUCCCCUCCCUUCUGCUCUGGGACGUCUGUCCCAUGAUUGCCUCCUGUGGAAGGUAGCUGUCGGCCUUCCUGGGUGGAUGUUGGUCUUUCUGUGCACAUCCUCUCCCUCACUCCUUUCUUAUGCUCUGUCCCUGUCCUGGGUCCUGUUGCCUCUUGUCUUCCUAGUCUUUCCUUGGACCCAAAUCCUCAGAUUGGAGCAGGUUUUCCAGCUCAGGCAUCACAGCUCCCUUGGAUAAAAGCAUUUUAAAGGAGAGGAGAAGCAGCCAAGAAGAAAAUCUUAGGCAAAACCUAACCUGGAGUUUGAGAUCUUCCUAAAGUCACCACCUGUCUUCCUUGCUCAGUUUACCUGGGGGUGUUUAACUCAAUUUUUGCAUAUUCUUUUGUAUCAUACCACAGUCAUUUGCAAGGCUAGAGAACUCACUAGACAUAUAAAGGUGCACACAGCCAACCCUUCCAGGCAAAGGCCUAACAGAACUUGGUUCUCCUCUUUCCAGACAUGGAGCGUCUUCAUUAGGGUCUAACUCAGCUUCCUUCUCUCUUUUCCCUGUUAACCAGCCCUCCUGGCCUGCCCCAGAGAACCUCCAGCAUCUGAGCAAGCAGGGAGCUGUGGGCUCAGGUCUCUCCUGGACCUGGCAUCAAGCUGAGGUACCCACCAUCUGGUUCGCUCUGAUCAUUUAAGUGGGGUCUGGGGAAUGGCUGAGCUGUGCAGCGACCUCAAGAACAUGGACUGGUUUUGCUUCUGACCUUUACUGGGUGGAAGUGGAGUUCGAGGUGGCUCCUUGAUUGCUGCCUGCCCCAGCUCUUAGUUCCAAUGGCACCUGACAGGUCUCGGUUAGAAUUCCUUUCUGCUGGAGUCUGCGUUUGCCCCCAGCCAGGUCCCCCUGGGAAGGCUGGGGUGAGGGAGGCCACAGACAUGCUCCCAGAUCGAGUCUGUGUUUUGUUGUGAAGUAGGAGCAGCACACACCAAGCAUGUGGCCCUAGACACACUUGAGACCCUGCUUUUUGGCUUAGCAGCCGUGAGCUCACUUGUCAGGAUGAGCCAGCCAGGGCCUGGUCCUUCACCAGAAUGGAGGUAAGACAGAAAUGCAUCAGCCCCGGACGCAGCAGGAAUGUUUCUGAAGUCUGGAGCAGGGGAGGAGCCUGGAGCCUGGGGGCUAUGUUAGGCAGACUCUGGUUACCAUGUGGACAAGAUCAGGAGCAAGCAUCUGCUUCCUUGACUUUUAGAAAUUGUUUUGAUUGGCAGGCCGAAAGAAAUCCCUCAGAGUGGAUGUGCAGUUGCUGCUCUGUUGUUGCAGCUAUCAGAGCCUGGCUCUGCUGCUGCUCCAGCAGGAGCCGAGCAGAGUGGGCACAGGGCGCAGUUCUGGAGAGCACACUGGCACCUUCCUUCUGUGCCCGUGUGGGCAGAGGGCCAGGGUCCAUGGAAGGAGCCUGUGUGGUACCUGCCGGCAGGCCUGUUCCUUCAGACCGGCUCGGGGAGGGUGGGUGGUGGACAUGGUGCAUGCGCGGAUGAGCAGCUUUUCCUGGUCAUUGCUUUUUCAUUUCCUUCUUUAUAAAUGGACAGUUGAGGAUUACUUGUUGUGACUGCAGUUGAAGGUGAAAUUGUCUAGGAUACAGGUUGUUGAGUCACUAUGAGAAGACUGGUCUUUCCUGGGAGGAAAUCCCAGCCAGUAGAAUCACUGUGAAAGAAUGAAAAUCCACCACGUGGUACCUACGAGUCUUGUGAUUUGUGCUUCAAGAUUCUUCUCAUUCAUCCCUGGUGCGUGCCCGCCCAGCUGUCUCUUGCAGUUUGCUUGACAUGGGGCCAGAGCCUGAUGGCACUCUCAGAGCUGGCACCCCCUCCUUAGCAGGGACCUGGCACUAUAAUAGGACUGCUCCUCAUGAAACUGGGCGAGGGAAGUGGGCACCCUUGUGCAAGCUCCCACCGCACGUCUGAGCAGCCACUUUGUUCAGCUGUUUCGGGGAGGUCAGACUGUGCCAUAACUGUUAUUUAAAAAUCAAGCCAACCCUCCUCUUUCCUCUGCUGGCCAUUGUUCAUUGAGUUUCACUGAGCACAGCCUUUGUGGAAGUCAGGGAGGUUGCCAAAGGUUUGCAGAUCCCUUCCUGACCAAGUCCCAGUCCCUGCACGCUAGCCCCUGUCUGCGUUCUGGUCUUCAAUGCAAACCCUGCUGAGGUGUGACUGGGGAGGACUGGGGAGCAGCCUGCCUUUGCUGCACUUCCUGCCUCCCAGAGAUAGCCGAAGAAGUGAUCAUCCUGGUGCUAAGUGAAAAGCAAACUGAAACUUUAGCCAAACUGACAGUGCGAGAGGGCCCCACCCCUACUGUGGCCAACCCUCAGACCCCAAACGAAGGAAGCGGCACAGUCCUAGCAUUGAGAUCUGCGGGGAGCCCUGGGAAUUCUGGACCCGGGGUCAGUGUUUACAGGACACAACGUGCCUUUGGUUUGGACGCGGGUUGUGCCGAGUGGGGCUGCCCUCCCUGGGCUCAGUCUCCAGGCCUCACAAGGUCCCCUGUGGGGAUGCUGCUAUUUCUAAGAUGCAAAUUGCACAUUUCCUAGAUUUUUGUAUCUGUGGAUUUGGAUAAGGGAGGGGAACAGGGACAAAUUGCUUGUACAGUUUGAAAUGGGCCUCCAUGGUACUUCAAGCCCUUUGAUUGUUCCUAAAUAAAAAUGUAAAUACAUUUUA